ACACCACAUUUAUUGUCUACAUUAACCUAAAAACUGGAAGCAAUCAUUCCUCUAUUCUCCUUCUCAUCAUCUUCAACCAUUCACAAACCUGUGAAAAAACUUUCCCUUCACCUAAACAACAAGAAAGAAACUCCACGAAAAUAUAUCACAUGGGCAUGAUGGAAUAUACACCUACCUCCAUAGCCCCUUUGCUUCUUCGAAACCUUGUCACUUCUAUAUUCAUCUAUGCAGACAAAUCCCUUUUAAAUUUGGCCCAAAAAUACAAACCCCUCGAACUCAUUCGCUAUAUUCUCAUCACUUCCUCUCUCUUCUUCUUACGUUUACUCCCAUCUCUUUUCCCAUCUUUUAACUCAAAUUCGGAAGAAAAUAAUCAUAAUUUCAGCUUUAAAUCCCACAAAAAUAAUGUUUACGAGCUUUCUUGUGGCAGCGGUGACUCGGGUAUCGCUCGAGCACUUUCACAAUUACUAUCAAUUGUCAAUGAUAUCCCCAUCAACUCUCGAAAGUAUGAAGUUGUGAGAUCUUUAGCGGAGAGGCUUAUUGAUGAGAAUUAUAGAGAGAAUGUUGAGGCUUUACAUGAAGUCAACCGGACAGUUUUAACGUCAGCCUUUGCAAGGGCUCUUAGCCAACUUGAAGCCGCGGUUGUGGAACUUGGUGGUGAUUUGGUAAGUUCUUGGCCGGUUCAGUAUCGGUUCAACCGGGUUAUGCGGGUGGUUCAGUUGAGGGUUGGGUGGGGAAAGGAGGAGGUGAACCGAUCUGGGAGAUCGGCUGAGAAGCAGGCGGCUGAGUUACUGUGGCUGGCGCAGAAGAUGGCGGCUUAUGGGUUUGCAGAGGAGGCUGUUGAAAGGUGGGCAUCGGCUUCCAAUUUGGGGUGGCUUGCUCUUUCAGCUGAGCCACGAUUGCAGGGCUCAUUGGUCAGGGUUUCAGCAUUUUUGUUCAAGCAAGCCAAAGAUUUGGGAGUAGAAACAAGUGAUGAAGAAGAAGAAUAUAAGAAAGAGCAACAACGAAAAACAAAAAUGAAGAUGCUACUGUCAUGGUUACCAUUACUUUGCAGAGCUAGCAAUGGUAUGGAUGUGCCAGUUCUAAGCACAAAUGAAAGGGCUGAACUGGAGAAAGUACUGGAACAGAACAUAGAAAUGUUGGAACAAGAAGAAGAGCAAGAGCAAGUAUUGUCCCUAUGGCUUCACCAUUUCACAUAUUGUCCAUACUCUGACUGGCCCAACCUCCAUGCCUCCUAUGCUCGCUGGUACAAUGCUUCUCGCAACCAGUUGCUCCUCCAGUAGUCUAAUAUAUAUCAGCCAUUGAAUUGGUAUUCAAUAAUACUAUGCACUUGUUUAGAUACCAAUUUCAAUUAUUGAUUGUAAUUUUACAAUGUUAUAUAGUCAGAGAGGUUACAUAUGUAGAAAGAAAAGCUGCAUAUGUAUAUAAUUCUUAUUAGUUGAUAAAUCUACUCAACAUUCCAUCAAGGUUAAAAUGGUUAGUAAACCAAUUAUUAUUUUAUUCAAUGUAUAUAGGGGCAGCUAUAAUUAAGCCACUUUUCUGAUAGGCCACGACAUUGGGAUGAGCUGGGACAUGAAGAACAUUGCUUGCAUGCUCUGUUUUACGUGGGGUGUAGUUCAGUUAUUAGCUUGUAUUUGCAUGCUCUGUUUUACAUGGGUUGUAGUUCAUUUAUUAGCUAAUAGUUUCCCUUUUAUUUCGGUUUUAGUGUAAGUGGCUUUAUUUAAGCAACCGAAACUUAUCAAUGAAAGGAAGUAAUCAUUUGUUAUCCAAACCUUGC
This is a messenger RNA of Pistacia vera, 1774 nucleotides long. RefSeq lists its product as uncharacterized. The transcript is spliced from 2 exons. The record is from RefSeq and is a predicted model, not a curated record. Bases 150 to 1280 code for a protein of 376 amino acids. NCBI's taxonomy places the organism in Eukaryota, Viridiplantae, Streptophyta, Magnoliopsida, Sapindales, Anacardiaceae.